Messenger RNA from Topomyia yanbarensis, 1051 nucleotides. RefSeq names its product large ribosomal subunit protein mL62. Bases 95 to 700 code for a protein of 201 amino acids. Gene Ontology annotation, molecular function: translation release factor activity. Lineage: Eukaryota; Metazoa; Arthropoda; Insecta; Diptera; Culicidae. Gene Ontology annotation, cellular component: mitochondrial large ribosomal subunit. The record is from RefSeq and is a predicted model, not a curated record. Gene Ontology annotation, biological process: mitochondrial translational termination. The transcript is spliced from 3 exons.
AAAUGACAUUCCUUGAAUCGUGCGUGAUUACAAAACAUACUUGCGGUACGUUCGCUGUAAGAAUCGUUUAAUUUCUUUCGCAAAAUCCUUUAGAAUGAACAAAGUUGCCCUAAAUUUGUUACGGAAAUGUGUCAGUUACAGAAUCCUUCAAACACCGUAUUGUGCAAUUGGCAGAAAUUACAGCUUCAAGAGUGAUCUUUCGUUGGAAACGAUCUAUACCUCUAGCAACUUACGGUUAUAUACGGCGACCCCACCACAGCCUUUAGCUGAAGACAAAUUUAAUGGAUUCAUCCCGCUUGAUAAGUUAGAUAUCACUUACAGUCGCAGUGGCGGUCCCGGGGGCCAGAAUGUCAACACAACCAACACUAAAGUCGAUGUUCGAUUCUACUUGGAAAGUGCUAGCUGGCUUUCCGACGUAACUAGAAAGCGAUUGGCUGAAUUGCACAAGGGUCGUAUAACCAAAGACGGUUACAUCGUAAUCAAGAGUGAACUGACUCGUUCUCAGCAAAUGAACAUGGCCGACGUCCUGGAGAAGCUAAGAACAUUCAUUCGCGAAGCUGAAAAACCUCAAUCUGCUGAAUUGUCACCGGAAACGGUAGAAAAACUACGACGCAGACAUGAGAAAGCCACUCGAGAGCGGCUAGCGAUCAAAAGAAAUCGAUCGCAAACGAAAGCAGAUCGCCGGUCACCUGUUAUGUAGAUGAGCCAAAGGUAGUGUUUAGAAACGAUUUCAAAGAAUUAUAUGAUUUGUUAUAUUUUGUUGCAGAAUCAAUAAAUGUGACUCACUCAUUUCCUGGAAAACUUUGCUGAGAUGUAUCAAUAAAAGCACACACCUAUCGCAGACCAAACUUAUUAAAUAAAUUUUAUGUAGUUUUAAUCCCAACUGCUUUCAAAACGUAUGAACUGACAGCGGCUGAGGUUAGAACUUGACUCAGUUUCGGGGUCAACAAAAAACGCCAUUAGAAUAUGAAAAGUUCCUUGACUUGAUACAAAGUUUAUGUAACUGACAAGUUUUCGUUCUGCUUAUAAAUAAAUUACAAAAGUUUUAAAA